Messenger RNA from Oldenlandia corymbosa var. corymbosa, 1019 nucleotides. NCBI's taxonomy places the organism in Eukaryota, Viridiplantae, Streptophyta, Magnoliopsida, Gentianales, Rubiaceae. The record is from the annotation of a GenBank genome assembly.
GGCCCUGGCUUCUUGCACGGCCUUUGUAUAUAUAAAGGCAACACGCACGGCUGAAACCAUAGAUCUGCAACAAAGCUUUGAAAAUUCUCAAUUCUCUACCUAAGAAGUCUUUUACAAUUAAACCAAAAGAAAGAGAAAUAUGGGUGCCUGGUCUGCUGAAAAUGCCACAAAAGCAUACCUCAAAACCAUGAAAUUGGGAAAGAAUGCAAAAGAGCCAAAUGGAGCUGAGUUUAUUUCAGCACUUGCAGCUGGAAACAAUGCACAGCUUGUUAUCAUUGCUUGCGCCACAAUAGUGGAUUAUACAACAUUAGCCCUCGUGGCUGCUGCUCAGCAAACCGGAGGCCGUGUUAUCUGCAUCCUUCGCGGUGAGGAAGAACUUCACAUUUCUGAAAAGAUUACAGGAAGUAACAAUGCAACUCAGGUUGAAUUCGUCUUGGGGGACGCCGAGGCGAUUCUCUCGAAUCGUUACAACGAGGCUGACUUCUUGGCCAUUGAUUGUAAUCUUGAAAACUAUGAUGGGAUCCUAAGGGCAAUACAAGGAAGCACCAGGCAGAACAAUACAAUAGUCUUGGGUUACAAUGCAUUCUGCAAAGGGUCCUGGAGAAAAAGCGGACAGCAUACUCAACUAUUGCCUAUUGGAGAUGGAUUGCUUAUCACCAGAAUGGCUGCUAAUUCCAGAACUGUUCAUCAGAAAAGAAGUCACUGGGUUGUUAAAGUAGAUAAAUGCACCGGUGAGGAACAUGUGUUUAGGGUUAGAUCUCCUCCUGCUAGAUUUGCUAAGGCUUAAGAUCAAGUUUCAACAACAGUGAUCUAAGAGAUCAAACUCUUGGGGAACAGUAUCCUUUGGCCCUUUUUUGGUCAAACCAGUAAAUGUAAGUUCAAAACAAAAUGCAAAUGUAAAUAGUAUUAGGAAUGAUGCAAACAUAUGAUUAAAUCAUUGUUCACAUAAAUCUUUUACUAAUUAAAGUAUCAUUUUUGUCGCCGGAGAAGAUCUCCAGCAAGAGAUGCAAGAAAUCUCA